Impatiens glandulifera is the source of this 1585-nucleotide messenger RNA. RefSeq names its product mitogen-activated protein kinase kinase kinase 20-like. Gene Ontology annotation, biological process: protein phosphorylation. The record is from RefSeq and is a predicted model, not a curated record. NCBI's taxonomy places the organism in Eukaryota, Viridiplantae, Streptophyta, Magnoliopsida, Ericales, Balsaminaceae. The transcript has a single exon. The coding region runs from base 233 to 1420 and encodes 395 amino acids. Gene Ontology annotation, molecular function: ATP binding; protein kinase activity.
GUUCAAUGAAGCAGCAAAGAAUCAACAAGUUAAACCCUAAUAUGAAAUCACAUUCCUUUCCCAACUCAAAAAAUACCUUCUUUAUCCUCCCCCUUCUCUUAAUUGAUUGAAUUUACUUUCAAUUUCAGAAAUCCCUAAAACCCAUCUCAAGAAACUGUUCUUCGUGGUUCUAUUCAAGUAAACGAAAACCUAGUCUCCAAGAAACAACAAUUGAGCUGUGUUGGAAUUCUCAAUGAAGAGGAAGAAGCUUCAAACAGAUAUACAGGAUGAGAUGGAGAAGAUGAAGGAGAAGAAGAUAAUGGGUUCGGUUGAAGCUAAUGGUGGCAAUGGUGUAUCAUGGAUUAGAGGCAAAUUAAUCGGAAAAGGAAGUUUUGGUUCUGUUUACAUGGCGACUUUGAAGAAACCCAGAUCAAAAAACGGAUGUUUUCCUUCGAUCAUGGCUGUAAAAUCAGCCGAGGUUUCAGUUUCAGGAACAAUACAGAAAGAAAGAGAAGCAUUAAUCAACAUUGAGUUAUCUCCUUACAUAAUCCGUUGUUAUGGCGAUGAGAUCACAACAGGGGAGAAUGGUCAAAUGGUAUACAACUUACUUCUCGAGUGUUGCUCUGCCGGAACCCUAGCUGAUUUAAUAAAGAAAUCCGAUGGUAAAGGUUUGCCAUUAUCGGAUGUGAAGUUGUACACGAGAUCGAUGCUUCGAGGUUUGAGUAAAAUCCAUGAUCGUGGUUAUGUUCAUUGUGAUUUGAAACCUGCAAACAUUCUUCUCUUACCAAAUCCUUCGAAUGGGUUAAACAAAUUUAGGGUCAAGAUUGGGGAUUUUGGACUUGCUAAGAGAAUGAAACCCUAUUGGAAAAAAGGAAAAUGUGAUUCUGAUCAUUGGAGAGGUACCCCUAUUUACAUGUCGCCUGAAGCUACCAUUGAUGGGAUACAAGAAGCUCCUUGUGAUAUUUGGGCUCUUGGUUGUAUUGUUCUUGAGAUGCUUACAGGUAAGCAACAACAACAUCCAUUGAACGAUGAUAAAGUUAAGAUUCCAGAGGAUUUGUCGAAAGAUGGUAAGGAUUUCUUGAAGGGUUGUUUUGUGAGGAAUACUAAGUUUAGAUUGACGGCUGAAAUGCUUCUGAAUCACUCUUUUAUGGAUGGAUUGGUUGAAGAUGAGGUGGAUGGAGAAGAAGAGGAAGAUGAAGAAGAUGAAAGGAUAUUGCCUAGAGACUUGAUAACUUCCUCAUUAUUGUUGUUUGAAGGAGGAGAAGAUGACGAUAGCGAUCUUGUGUGUUCUUCUUUUGAGGAAAACGGUCUCUUGCUGGAUGGUGAAUUCUCUUGUUCGUCGUCGUGGUAUGAAGAUGUCGAUGAUGAUGAUAAUGUUGAUGAGUUCUUGGGAGGAAAAGAUUGUGGUGGAAUUCAAAGAGCAGGUGUACCAAUAGUUUGAGUGUUUUUAGUUUUUUUGACAAUUUUGGAUUGUUCACUUAUUCUUACACAUUCACAUGUAAAUGUGUUAUUCUCUUUACUUCAAUGUUUUUCUUUUACAAAUUCAAUUUCAUUUAUGUGUAAGUCAUUCCUUAUUAAUCAAUAGCAAUCAUUAUUCAAGAUCCAA